Messenger RNA from Rodentolepis nana, 246 nucleotides. The record is from the annotation of a GenBank genome assembly. NCBI's taxonomy places the organism in Eukaryota, Metazoa, Platyhelminthes, Cestoda, Cyclophyllidea, Hymenolepididae.
GAUGUGUCAUCUCAUAAUAAUGAGCCUAUCUUCAACAACGUGGACAUUGUUAAUCUCUCCAACUUCUGCCUCCCUUGGGGUGCUGCCAUCGAGUCCUGGUCGGUGGAACAAUGCCCUCCUGAUACCGUCUUCUUCACAUUUGUGGUCACCAAUGCAUCCUACCAAAAGGUACGACAGCCUAUCUCUCUCUUAAUCCUCAUACCUCCAAAACUUGAAGUUUACGACUUAUGCAUUCGAAGAAGCUAA